Molecule: messenger RNA, 2534 nt
Organism: Peromyscus eremicus (cactus mouse)
Lineage: Eukaryota; Metazoa; Chordata; Mammalia; Rodentia; Cricetidae
Gene: Minpp1
Product: multiple inositol-polyphosphate phosphatase 1
Exons: 5
Coding region: 6-1451 (481 amino acids)
Molecular function (GO): inositol phosphate phosphatase activity; acid phosphatase activity
Source: RefSeq, a predicted model, not a curated record
GCAGGAUGCUUGCUGGCGCCCGCUGCCACCUCCGGGCCUCGGUAGCACCCGCCGCGGUCCUGGCUGCGGCGCUGCUCUCGUCGUUCGCGCGCUGCUCUCUCCCGGGGCGCGGCGACCCGGCGGCUUCGGUGCUCAGUCCCUACUUCGGCACGAAGACUCGCUACGAAGAUGUCAACCCCUGGCUGCUGGGCGACCCGGUGGCGCCGCGGCGGGACCCGGAGCUGCUGGCGGGGACCUGCACCCCGGUGCAGCUGGUCGCCCUCAUCCGUCACGGCACCCGCUACCCGACGACCAAGCAGAUCCGCAAGCUGAGACAGCUGCAGGGGCUGCUGCAGACCCGCGGACCCGGGGACCGCGGCAGCGGAGUGGCUGCCGCGCUGGUAGAGUGGCCGCUGUGGUACGAUGACUGGAUGGACGGGCAGCUGGUGGAGAAGGGGCGGCAGGACAUGCGACAGCUGGCACUGCGCCUGGCCACCCUCUUCCCAGACCUCUUCAGCCGGGAGAACUACGGCCGCCUGCGGCUGGUCACCAGCUCCAAGCACCGCUGUGUGGACAGCAGCGCCGCCUUCCUCCAAGGGCUUUGGCAACACUACCACCCAGGACUGCCACUGCCCGACGUCUCAGAUAUGGAGUGUGACCCUCCAAGAAUUAAUGAUAAACUAAUGAGGUUCUUCGAUCAUUGUGAGAAGUUUUUAACUGAGGUGGAAAGAAAUGAUUCGGCUCUUUAUCAUGUAGAAGCCUUCAAAACUGGACCUGAAAUGCAGACGCUUUUAAACAAAGUUGCAAAUACUUUACAGUUGCCAGUGAGCAGUUUAAAUGCAGACUUAAUUCAGGUAGCUUUUUUCACCUGUUCAUUUGACCUGGCAAUUAAAGGUGUCCACUCUCCCUGGUGUGAUGUGUUUGAUGUAGAGGAUGCAAAGGUCCUGGAAUAUUUAAACGAUCUAAAACAGUAUUGGAAACGAAGUUAUGGCUAUACCAUUAACAGCCGUUCAAGCUGUACCCUGUUUCAGGAUAUCUUUCUGCACCUGGACAAGGCAGUCGAGCAGAAGCAAAGGUCUCAGCCGGUUUCUUCUCCCGUCAUCCUCCAGUUUGGUCAUGCAGAGACCCUCCUGCCCCUGCUCUCACUCAUGGGCUACUUCAAAGACAGGGAGCCCCUGACAGCGUAUAAUUUUAAGGAGCAAGUCCAUCGCCAGUUCCGAAGUGGUCGCAUCGUACCCUAUGCCGCAAACCUAAUAUUUGUGCUUUACCAUUGUGAAAACGCCAAGACGCCUCAAGAAGAAUUCCAAGUACAGAUGCUGCUGAACGAAAAAGUGUUACCAUUGGCCCACUCACAAGAAACCGUUGCUUUGUAUGAGGAUCUGAAGAACCACUACAGGGACAUUCUUCAGAACUGUCAAACCAGUAAAGAAUGUCAUUUACCCAAGGUGAACAUCACAUCCGAUGAGCUCUGAGAGCCUGGGGACAGUCUCAGUUCCACAGUGCUUUCCUGAGGGGUGAUUGUGUUUGCAAUAGGUAGGCAACUUCUUGAUUGAAAAAGCUUUCAAGGCCUUGGUGUGAUGGCGCACAGCUUUAAUCCUAGCACUCUGGAGACAGGCAAGAGGAUCUCUGUAAGUUCAAGGCUAGCCUGAUCUACAUAGUGAGUUCCUGGCCAGCCAAGGCUACAUAGAGAAAUAGCCAUAGAUUGCUUGGUACUUCUGUCUUUUCACAGAAAAUAAUAGUUUCUUUUAGGACCUGGACAUACGGGUAAGACAUGACUUUCCCUGGAGCAGCUCGCUUCAGGGCCAAAACCAAUUCAAGGAAACAGCAGCCCAGCAAGUGUGUGCAGAGCUGAAAUUGCCCUACCUUAACCUAAGAAACUCACUGGGCUAGACCAUUAUUAGAAAGUGACACUUGAGAAAUGUUGGAUACCAAAGCAUAGUGUCAGCUGGAUGAUCUGUAAUUGAUUGAAUAAGUCAGGGACUUCAGUGAUCAUGUUGAUUCCUUCCUUCCCGUUCAUGUACGAACCUGCUAGCACAAAUGACAUCACUUAGUCAUGAGCGUGGUAAAGUGGGAGUGAGCCUGACUUCAGAAGAAAGUCUAAUAUAAUAUCCAUAGAGAGGGAAUUUGACUUGAUACUAAGAACCAGGCUGAAGCAAGACUGAAGUGUGGGAUAUUUGUGUUAAUAUUAUUUAUAAAAAUAUUUAAACACUUAAUCAGUAAUUUCCUUCAGCCUCCAAGUGGGUCUCGCAGGCUCAUCUUGAUUCCAUCAGGCCUGUCUUGGGUGUGUAGUGAUGAUGGCGGGCACAGUAGGCAGACAGAUGCCAGGGUUUCUCACGUCUAUUGCCUGCUGUCUUUUUCUUUCCAUUCUGGCUUUCUUUUUUGUACUUUGUUAUUACAUAAAGUGUAUCUUUUGGUGGUUUGGAUUUUUCUUUUUUUAAAUAAAGACUAUUCUGGAUGAUUUAAUUGUAGAAAGUCAAACCUGUUUCACAGAAUUCUGAGUUCUCUCAAAUGACAUGAAAGUGUUUGCUACAAUAAAUAGAGUUUCUGUGACUUUA